Molecule: messenger RNA, 1608 nt
Organism: Fusarium graminearum PH-1
Lineage: Eukaryota; Fungi; Ascomycota; Sordariomycetes; Hypocreales; Nectriaceae
Exons: 5
Coding region: 1-1608 (535 amino acids)
Biological process (GO): DNA-templated transcription; regulation of transcription by RNA polymerase II
Cellular component (GO): chromatin
Molecular function (GO): zinc ion binding; RNA polymerase II cis-regulatory region sequence-specific DNA binding; DNA-binding transcription factor activity, RNA polymerase II-specific
Source: RefSeq, a predicted model, not a curated record
AUGGACACUCAGACUUUAGCAGUGGUUGAGAGCACAGUCGAGCCUCCGAACGUGGUGUUUGGAGAUGAUUCACAAUUUGACUAUCUUGGGAACUAUACGUCGGUAUCGGACAUGCUAGAAGGCUCGUAUAGUAACCAGGACUGGCUAGACUUUGUCAAUCUAACCACUGGCCACGUCCAAUUACUAGACGGGAACAGCCAAACUCGACUUGACAACUACAAGUUCCAUUUCCUUGAUAACUUCACCAGUAGAAGUGGACUGGUAGACUCAUUCGACUGUGGAACUCAUGAUCAGAGGAUUGAGGUAGUCAAAUCCUUCUUAGGAAGCGAAAAUCGCACGGGUUCCUCGCCAAACUUGCACGAUCCACUUUCCAUCCAAACUCAUCAGAUCUUGCUGGGCAUCAAGGAAAUAGUCACAACUAAACCCCGUAACAGUGUGGUUGAACUUGAAUGGUCACCUAUCCUAGAGCAGAUAUGCGUGCAGUUCUUCUCUCCUCGGAACCUUCGGAAGUUUCUCGCAUUGUACUGGCACAUCUGGCAUCCCAACGUCAAUUUUGUUCACAGACCUACGUUUGAACCAGUAAAAGUAAAGUCCACGUUGGUAACUGCCAUGGCACUGAUUGGGGCAAGUGUCUCCCCUGAUGCGGCAGACAACGAACAAGCCAAAAUGUGGUUCAACUCCGUUGAAGAGAUGAUCUUUACCGACGACGACUUCUGUCACGACCCUCAAGGUAAUCAAGACGCCCCGUUCCUGGAUUCAGCAACGAAUAUCUCAAGAAUUCAGGCUCUCCAGGCGGCGUACAUGAUGGCAAGAGACUUCGGCAUCAUAUCGGCAAAGCACCCAGGUUACUCAACAAUGCUUUGCAAUGACUUCGACUGGGAAGGCUUUGCAGCGAGAGAGCAGCUUAUAAGGGUGUUUCUCUGGACAUAUCUACUCGACCAUGCUUUUGUCAUCUUCAACAACCUGCCUCCCAGGAUGGUUAUUAAGGAAAUGAGUAUGCAUAUGGCAUCACCCGAGGCGGCCUUUCAAGCUACUACUAGUGAAGAUUGCUACCAAGAACUAUGCAAUUGGCAAUACCGAUCUGCGCCAAUACGUAACAUCACCUUUCGUCAGGUCGUAGAGAUAUUUUGCAAGAAUCCUAUCCCCGAUGAGAUGCAGCGAUAUUUCGCUGACCUGGGACCACUGAAUCUCUUUGCCGUUGUAUCAGCCUUCCAUGCCUUGUUAUUCCAUCACCAAAACUCAUUUGGCGGCCACGAUCAACUCCAGGCUGUCUACAACGCACUGAGUAACUGGAAAAUGGUUUGGGAAACCUAUUCAGAUGAGCUUUCCUUCUCUCCGCCACACGUUAUGGUGGACAAACAAAAUGUCUCACCAGCCGAGCUUUGGAGGAGAGUCGGGUUUAUGCAACACUCCCCAGAGUACUGGCUACUUGCCAAGUUACUCGUUGAUCGCCUUUCCGCACCCAUUGAAACAAUGACUAACCCUGAAGACGCUCUGCUUGACGCGACUACAGUAACUCAAGAGCCCAUAUUGGCGCGAUAUGACCAGACGAGUAUGCUUCAGGUGAACGACUUGAUUACAGGCUUUCAAAACGUCCAUAUUCGUUAA